CAACUUUGUUUGAAAACAACGCCACAAGAUGUCUCCACUGAUUUUUUUGUGAUUUGCAAAACAAUAAAAUCAUCGUCCAAUAAAAAAGCAUUUUGCUACCCCAAAAUUACGUCAAAAUCCAUUUAAAGGCAAAAGAAAAUUUUUGUGUGUCCCCCGUACGUUUGGGAAGGUGCUAGAGUUUUCCGGAGGAUUGCCCAGGGCGUGCAAUGACAUCGCAGUUGCAGUGGCAGAGUGCGGAUGUUUAGCGGAAAAUUGAAAAAAUCAGCAAAAUGGCCGCGAGUAUGGCAGUUUCGAGAAUAAAACGCGAGUUCAAGGAAGUGAUAAAGAGCGAGGAAAUCGUACAAUGUAGCAUCAAAAUAGAAUUAAUAAAUGACAGCUGGACAGAACUGAAGGGGGAAAUUGCGGGGCCACCCGAUACCCCAUAUGAGGGUGGAAAAUUCCAGCUGGAGAUUAAAGUACCAGAAACUUACCCCUUUAACCCGCCCAAGGUGCGAUUCAUUACAAAAAUCUGGCAUCCCAACAUCUCCUCCGUCACCGGAGCCAUCUGCCUCGAUAUCCUCAAGGAGAAUUGGGCAGCGGCAAUGACACUGAGAACAGUUCUACUCUCACUGCAGGCCCUCCUGUCUGCAGCAGAGCCAGAUGAUCCACAAGAUGCUGUCGUGGCGUCGCAGUAUAAAGACAAUUAUGAAAUGUUCGUCCUCACUGCAAGACACUGGACGAGUGCUUAUGCAAAUGGUCCUCUUCAUUUUCUCGAACUGGAUGCAAAAAUACAGAGACUCAAAGACAUGGGGAUUGAGGAGAAUGAAGCCCGGGCGGCACUCUCCAGAUACAACUGGGACAUUGAGAGGGCAACACAAAAUUUAUUUAGUUAGUUUUUUGUAAAAAAAAAUGAAAAAUCCCCCGUCGUCUCUAUUUUCUUACACACCUUACACCCACACACACACACACAAUAAACUCCCUUUAGCAUUCUAAAAUACAACACUUGGCGUCUUUUUUUUUUAAUUAACGAAAAUUCUCUUUUUAACUCUUUUUUUUUAAUAAAUAUUUAUUUUUUGCAAAUUUCAGUAAAAUUUGAAUCUCUAAUGAAAGUUAAAACAGAAUUAAAAGAUUUGUACAGGAUAAACAAACACCUUUUAGAGACGAAAAAUAGAGAGAAAAUUUUGCUGUAAUAAUUUUUCUUCCUUUAUUAGUUUGAAAGCUGUGGCUUUUGCAAAAAAAAAAAACAUUUUUGCCAAAAUUUUGCAUUUUCACCCUUCUCAAACAAAAUUCUUUCUUCCUUCCUUCUAAUUUUUCAACAACCAUUCCGGAAUGCAAAGUGAGAAAAACAACAAGGAAAAAAUUAUUUGAGGAAAGAAAACUUAAGAUUAAAGUGUAAUAAAAUGUUAAAAUCCGCA
Messenger RNA from Lutzomyia longipalpis, 1394 nucleotides. RefSeq names its product ubiquitin-conjugating enzyme E2-22 kDa (gene Ubc4). Gene Ontology annotation, molecular function: protein binding; ubiquitin conjugating enzyme activity. Gene Ontology annotation, cellular component: nucleus. Bases 270 to 872 code for a protein of 200 amino acids. NCBI's taxonomy places the organism in Eukaryota, Metazoa, Arthropoda, Insecta, Diptera, Psychodidae. Gene Ontology annotation, biological process: protein polyubiquitination; proteasome-mediated ubiquitin-dependent protein catabolic process. The transcript has 4 exons. The record is from RefSeq and is a predicted model, not a curated record.